AUGAGCAGCAGCAGCAACAGAAACAACAGCAGCAGCAGCAGCAGCAACAACAACAGCAACCACACCAGCAACACCACCACCACCACCACCACCACCACCGCCACCACCAACAACAGCAGCAGCAGCAGCAUCAGCAUCACCACCACCACCACCACCACCACCAACAGCAGCAGCAGGAGCAGCAGCAACAGCAGCAGCAGCAGCAGCAGCAGCGGUGAGGAGAGUGAAGGAUAUCCAUACUUUAGUGUUGGUUGUUAUCCUGCUGCUGCUUCUCACUGUGUCUUUGAUUGGGAUAGAGAUCUGCUGCUGCCGCUGUCUUCCUUUCUAAAGAAAGCUCACACUAACUUGCUGCUGCAGCUUGUUGCUGCGCUGCUGCCGCUGCUGCUGCUGCAGCACACACACGAACAACCCGCACCAGCAGCAGACACAGAAACUGCAGCAGCAGCAGCGAAGCAGCAACAGCAGCAACAGCAGCAGCAGCAGCAGCAGCAGAAGCAGCAGCAGCAGAAGCAGCAGCAGCAAGUCGAUGCACUCGCGGGCAUCUGUCUCAGGCCCUGCAGAGCGCAGCCCUCACAAAUUCUGCUUCUCUUCUUUUCUCUUCUGCUGCGUUUGCUGCUGCAUGGGCUGCAGCAAUCGAUCAGCAGUAGUGCUGCUGCUGCUGCUGCUGCUGCUGCACCGGGAGACUGGUGUACAACAGCUCUGCUGCUGCUGCCUCCUACGGUCAGGCAGCAGCUGCUGCAGGAGGCUGCUGCUGGUGUUUCUUCGGCUGCUGCAGACUCCCCCUCAGCACCACAAGCAGCAACAGCAGCAACAGCAGCAGCAGCAGCAGCAGCAGAAGCAGCAGCAGCAGCAGCAGCAGCAAGUCGAUGCACUCGCGGGCAUCUGUCUCAGGCCCUGCAGAGCGCAGCUCUCACAAACUCUGCUUCUCUUCUUUUCUCUUCUGCUGCGUUUGCUGCUGCAUGGGCUGCAGCAAUCGAUCAGCAGUAUCCCCCGCUGCAGCAGCAGCAGCAGCAGCAGCAGCAGCAGCAACAGCAACAGCCAGUGAACAGGGGCAGCGACCCUCAAGGGCUCACCCGCAGCAGCAGCAGCAGCAGGCAAAACCCGAAAAGAAGGCUCCCGCUGCUGCUGCAGCAGCAUGCAGACACAUGGGGCCUAGCAGCAGCAGCUGCUGCUGCUGCUGACGUCAAGCAGCAGCUGCUGCUGAUCGGGGCUGUGCUGCGGCUGUUUGCUCCUCACGAGCUCUCGGGACUGCAUGCGCAGCAGCAGCUUCUGCAGCGCUACCCGCUGCAGCAGCAGCAGCAGCAGCAGCAGCAUGCAGCAGCAGCAGCGUUGCUGCGCGUCACUCCUUCUUUUCAACAACGGCUGUACAGCAGCAGCAGCAACAGCAGCAGCAGCAACGACAGCAGCAGCAGCAGCAGCAGAGAACUGGCUGCAAGGAGGUGA
Molecule: messenger RNA, 1443 nt
Organism: Eimeria mitis
Lineage: Eukaryota; Apicomplexa; Conoidasida; Eucoccidiorida; Eimeriidae
Exons: 4
Coding region: 1-1443 (480 amino acids)
Source: RefSeq, a predicted model, not a curated record